AUGCGCUCUCAAAUGUCCGCCAUGAAUCAGGCGGUGGCUCGCAUCAUCAAUCUCAUGACGUCGCCAUCACGUCACCCUCAUACUCCUCCUCCUCAUCAUCAUUACCGUCCUGUGGAGGCUGGCGAGGAUGUCGACCGUGAUAGCAGCCUUGAUUGUGUGGCUGUCGGGUCAGCCAUCCAGGCCAUAUCGUCGAACAUCUGCGGGUUCUCGCGUCACAUUCACGAGUUGGCCGCCUCUAUGAGCGGGGAUGAAGUUGAGGACGGGAGCAAGUUGUUGGAAGCUGCUCGGAAACUUGUGGAUGCCUUCAACGCUCUCCUCUCCAACCUACAACCUCAUUGUGAUCAGUCGAAGCACGACAUGCUGAAUUUCGCCAGUCAAAUCGGGGAGACCAGUGAAAAACUCAUCUCAUUGAUCGAACGAAGUCACGUGGCUGCUGACGCUGCUGGCAUUGAUGAUUCUUACAAGAACACCUUGCUCAACCUCUCACAAGCUGUCGCCAUGGCCACAAACGUGCUGAUGAUGAAAGUAAAGGGUGUGGCUUGCGAGAGAACCAACCAAUCGGAGCAGAGAGAUAUAAUCAGCUGUGCCACAAACUGUGCCCACCGUACAUCACAGCUAGUUGCUUGUGCUAAGGAAUCUUGUGCGAUGAAUGACGUAACGAAACACGAGCUGGACGAAGCGGCCAAUCAGGUGAUGUUGUGCGUGCAACAGCUGAUCGACCACGUUACUACAUCGUCACUUCGUUGUCGUCAGCAUUAUACUAAUAAAGCGUUUGAUAAAGCGAACAAAGUAGCAGUGAUUGUUAGGACAACAGAUGAACUUUGCAUGAACAUCAACAACACGCAGGUGAUGAUUCAACAAGCAAGACUGCUCGCCAUGGCGACAUCACAGCUGGUUAAUGCUUUGAAAUUAGAAGCAGAGGAGGAGGAAAAGAUGAAGAGAAAGAACUCGGAGGAACAUCACAAGCUCCUCACUGCUGCCAAAGAGCUUGCUGAUGCUACCACCAAGAUGGUUGAAGCUGCCAAGAUUUCAUUGAGAAGAUUGACAACUCGAACGACACAAAUGAUGAACACGUGUGCUGGAAUAGGAAGAUAUAAUAGGGAUGUUCGUAUGCAGCAACAACUGCUCAACAUUUGCAAGAUGAUAUCCAGCAACAACAUACUGCAAGCAGUUCAGUCGCUAAGAACUUCGGUGGUCACCAUCAACAACAUCAGCAGCAGCUGCUGCAACAACGUAGAUGAAGUAGAAACGCAACAAGCAAUCUUAGCAGACCUGGUGAACACUUCCAAGUGCAUGCUUAAUCCCUGCGAACAGCUGCUGUCAGCUGCUUUAGCAACAGCUGCUACAAUUAUGGAGGAAUCAGCUGUUCAUCAUCUCAGCUGCUCGGCUGAUCAGCUGACUGAAGCUAUGCAACUUUUGAAAGAGGAUGUCGAGAAAUGUAGUUCGAUUCUUUCAUUGACCUCUGAUCCGAUGGACUUGUACCUUCAAACCAUCAACCAAGCCCAACAUGAACUUCGAACUUUCAAAUCAUGUUUGAGAGCAUUUGAGGUGGAAAAAGAUUGUGAUGGUGAGAAGGAGGAGAGAGAUAGUGAGGAAAUGAAGAGAGAAAGGCAGGUGUGGUUUAAUAAGUUGGGCACCUCAUCAAAAAAUGUGGGCUCAUGUAUGGCCAGGAUGCUAACUCAUGCUAUUCAGGGACGAACCUCAGAGACCCACCAGUCGACUGAUGAAUCAAUCUCCUCCCUAAUUUCACUAACUAAUUCCGUCAAAGGCAUCGUAGAAUGUUCCCCUCAUGACGUCACAUUACAGGAAGCAGUGAUGGACCUGGGCAGUGAUGUACUGGAAAAGUCAAAAAAUUUAAUUAUUGAAGCAAAGUUGGCUCUGAAGGAAUGUGCCGGGACGGAUCGACAAACGAAACUCGUUUCGGUGGCCAAAUCAUUGUCACAUGCUCUCAGUCAGCUGAUCAGCUGCGUGCCAGGCGUCAAACAAGUCGAUGACGUCAUCAGAUACAUCAGCAAUUAUAAUGUAACUAUACACCAGCAGGUCGAUAGAAUUGUAGUAAUUAAUAAUUACGAUCACACGAGUCUUCCAUUAAACCAAUAUUUAUUAAGUAAACCAGAAACCCGUAUUCAGCAGAGUCUGUAA
Molecule: messenger RNA, 2142 nt
Organism: Helobdella robusta
Lineage: Eukaryota; Metazoa; Annelida; Clitellata; Rhynchobdellida; Glossiphoniidae
Exons: 13
Coding region: 1-2142 (713 amino acids)
Biological process (GO): cell-cell adhesion
Cellular component (GO): plasma membrane; ruffle; focal adhesion
Molecular function (GO): actin binding; integrin binding; structural constituent of cytoskeleton
Source: RefSeq, a predicted model, not a curated record